Messenger RNA from Colletotrichum destructivum, 3627 nucleotides. Its product is annotated as Putative ribosomal protein uS5 domain 2-type superfamily. Gene Ontology annotation, cellular component: peroxisomal matrix. Gene Ontology annotation, biological process: protein catabolic process; protein quality control for misfolded or incompletely synthesized proteins; protein processing. The transcript is spliced from 4 exons. The record is from RefSeq and is a predicted model, not a curated record. The coding region runs from base 335 to 3142 and encodes 935 amino acids. Gene Ontology annotation, molecular function: ATP binding; ATP hydrolysis activity; ATP-dependent peptidase activity. NCBI's taxonomy places the organism in Eukaryota, Fungi, Ascomycota, Sordariomycetes, Glomerellales, Glomerellaceae.
UCGUUGGGCAUGCCCGUUGCUUCUGACAUUGACAUCAACCAUUCAUUCCGUCCCAUCCCAUCCCAUCCCAUCCUCCGAACCAGAACCACACCUUUUGCUCUUCCACCACCAGCCACUGCGACCACCUCUGCAUCAUACGCCCAUCCGCUUUGCUCUGUUUAGCCAGUAUUUCCUUCUGUCGUCCUUCUCCCGUAGAUUCCGCGACCACGUCCACAUCGACACCCGCCCGUCGCCAAACUCCACCGCCAUCCGUCUUAUCGUCACCACACCCGAGGCGCACGUAAAUCCGAGCAGCAGCCCGCAUCACGCGACACGCCUUCGAACCGAAUUCUACAUGGCGCGAUCUCAAACAACCAUCCUCCCCGUCAUCCCCCUCGCCCGUGGCACCAUCCUUCUGCCGGGCGUUGCACACCGCAUCCCCGUCACCGCCGCCCGCCCCGACAUCCCCGCUCUCCUCGCCAACGUGUACACCCGCGCCGCCUCCGCCGCCCCGAACGAGCGCAUCGACGCCAUCCCCAUCGCUUGCGUCCCCGUUUCCUCCCCCUUUGUCGGCCCCAAUGGCCAACUCCUCAUUCAAGAUGCCGACCAGAUGGACGAGUCUCUCAUCAAGGAGGUCGACCCUGGAACCGCCCGCAAGUCUGACCUCUUCAACUACGGUGUCGCCGCCCGUAUCACCGGCAUCGAGGGGAGGGGCACAGCCGAGUUCGCUUUGCGUGUAGAGGGUAUUGCGAGAGUCCGUGUAGAGAAGGUCACCCAGGAGAGGCCGCACUUCGAAGCCAAGGUCAAGUACUUCCACGACGAAGUCGCCACGGACGCCCAGAUGCAGGAACUAUUCUCCCUCCUCAAGCUGAGGUCGAGAGAACUCGUAACGAUCCUUCGCAUAUCCGCACUCCUUCCCAGAAGCCCAGAUAGCCCCGGCGGCCUGUCGCCCCUGUUGACUCGGAGGCUCGAAAUGUUCAUCAAUAAGAAGGAGCUAAAGGAAGCCGGUCAACUUGCCGAUUUCAUGGCCAAUAUCGUCGAGGCCUCGUAUGAGGAGAAGCUGGAGGUUCUGGCCGCCCUCGACGUCAAAGUCCGCCUGUCCAAGGUCAUUGAGCUGCUGGACCGUCAGGUUAGCGGCAUCAAGAACAACUUCAAGAUCACCACAUUCACCAGUGUACCCGUGCAAUUCCUCGACAAGAUCAACGACAAGGCUUCACGUCGCGUCGGUUCCAACGGCGCUGCGGUACCGCCCAACACCAUGUUUCCUCCCGGCCCCAACGGCGUCAUAGGCCCGAACCAGGACGACGAACAGGAGCCCAAUGAGCUUGAAGAGCUCAAGAAGAAGCUGGACAAGGCCGGGCUCCCCCCUGACGCGGCCAAAAUGGCCGACAGGGAGCUGCGAAGGCUUAAGAAAAUGAUGCCUGGCAACCAAGAAUACCAGGUCACUCGAACAUGGCUGGACGUGCUGGCUGAGAUUCCUUGGUCUGCGACCACAGACGACAGACUGGGGCCCGACACACUUGCCAGAGCCCGAAAGCAGCUGGACGAGGACCACUACGGCCUGGACAAGGUCAAGAAGCGCCUGAUCGAGUAUCUGGCCGUGCUCCGGCUCAAGCAGUCCAUCAAUGACAAUGUUGACGAGCAGAUCAAGAAGGCAGAGCAGGAGGCAGUCCCUCCCAAGUCCGAGACGGAGGAGGAGUCCCAGAAGAAGGAGGCCGCUGAUGCUGACUUGGAGGAGCGCACGAAGCUAGCCAACACCAAGAUCGACGUGCUCCGAUCAAAGCGAAUGGUCGACAGGUCCCCCAUCAUGCUGUUGGCUGGCCCUCCUGGUGUAGGCAAGACAAGUCUGGCCAGGUCUGUCGCCACGGCCCUGGGCCGGAAGUUCCACCGUAUCUCGCUUGGCGGUGUCAGAGAUGAAGCCGAGAUUCGCGGUCAUCGACGGACCUACGUGGCAGCCAUGCCCGGUCUAAUUGUUCAGGGCUUGAGAAAGGUCGGCGUGGCGAACCCUGUGUUCCUCCUCGACGAGAUAGACAAGUUGGGCAUGUCCAACCACCAGGGGGACCCAUCCGCAGCCAUGCUUGAGGUCCUGGAUCCUGAGCAGAACAACUCGUUCACGGACCACUACGUCGGUUUGCCCGUUGACCUAAGCAAGGUCUUGUUCAUCGCCACCGCCAACAGCCUCGACACCAUUCCUGCGCCGCUCCUCGACAGGAUGGAGACAAUCUAUCUGCCGGGCUACACGACGCUCGAGAAACGCCACAUCGCCAUGCAACACCUUGUGCCCAAGCAGAUCCGGGUCAACGGGCUCUCGGAGGACCAAGUCAACUUUGACAAGGAUGUCGUCUCCAAGAUUAUUGAGUCAUACACUCGUGAAUCAGGGGUUCGCAACCUUGAGCGCGAGAUUGGCUCUGUCUGUCGUGCCAAGGCCGUCGAGUUCGCCGAAGCCAAGGAUGGGGGGCAGCUCGAGACAUACAGGCCGCAACUGACGGUCGACGACAUUGAGGAAAUCCUGGGCAUAGAAAAGUUCGAGGAAGAAAUUGCCGAGAAAACGAGCAAACCAGGCAUCGUGACGGGUCUGGUGGCGUACAGCUCGGGCGGUAACGGCAGUAUCCUGUUCAUCGAGGUUGCCGACAUGCCUGGAAAUGGCAGCGUGCAGCUUACUGGCAAGCUGGGAGACGUCCUCAAGGAGAGCGUCGAGGUCGCUCUGUCGUGGGUCAAGGCCCACGCGUACGAGCUGGGCCUGACAUCGGAGCCGGCCGCCAACAUCAUGAAGGAGCGCAGCAUCCACGUCCAUUGCCCCUCGGGUUCGAUUCCCAAGGACGGCCCCAGCAGCGGGAUGGCACAGGCGAUUGCCCUUAUUUCCUUGUUUUCCGGCAAACCAGUCCCUCCCACGAUGGCCAUGACGGGUGAAAUCUCUUUGCGGGGCCGUGUAACUGCCGUUGGAGGCAUCAAGGAGAAGCUCAUCGGCGCCCUCCGAGCGGGCGUCAAGACGGUUCUUCUGCCUGCGCAGAAUCGGAAGGAUGUAAAAGAUCUCCCCCAGGAGGUCAAGGACGGCCUGGAGAUCCUUCACGUCAAUCAUGUCUGGGAGGCCAUCCGGCUCGUCUGGCCCGAUUCCCAGUGGCCCGGCGCGGAGCCCUUCCCGCCCAUUGAGAGUCGGCUGUAAACCGCGUAAAAUGGUCCUCGUGAUGCGCAGCCCUCGGAAGCAGGCAGGCGCAUCAGUGAGCCACUUGCUCCCAUUGUAUUAACUACUCUACUCAGCCCAGUCAUUCAUUUAUUGACACCACGAAGCCGGGGCAACAGCUUCUCACAACGACAAUGCAAGUAACGAAAUAGGGUCGAGGUUAUGUGGCGAUCAAAGCCUCGGUUGGUACGGCGUUUUCAAAUAUGUCUCGGGUGCGCGAGACGGGCGUUCAAGGCAGUGUUUCGGGAUGCAUUUCUGCGUGCAAAGUAUGUAUUUACGUCUAUCUGUAUUCAUGUAUCUUCAAACCACCGACGUAACUUCCAUACCACUGCUGCUUUUGAGACAUUUUGCCGCUCGUCACGUUGUGGUGAAGCAGGUUUCAUGCAAAUAGGCGACUCACUGCUCUCGCCAUACUCUGAGCUUGAAGAGUCGGACAGGAAACCGCCCUCCCACAUGCCUGGCCAGCC